Molecule: messenger RNA, 212 nt
Organism: Racocetra persica
Lineage: Eukaryota; Fungi; Glomeromycota; Glomeromycetes; Diversisporales; Gigasporaceae
Source: the annotation of a GenBank genome assembly
AUGUCUCAUUCGAGUAAUUCCGAUUCUGAAAAAGUUAAAAAAGAAACUGCAAAUCUCACGUGGUUCAGAGAGAAUGAAAAUACAAAUUAUCGAAGACCAAUUAUGUUUCCUGACAAUGAUGGACACAUAACCGAAUAUACUCAAAUUAAGUUGAGCAAUAAACAAAAUGCUCUUCUUGACAGAAAGCAUCGAGACUUUUUGAAGCAACAUAA